UGCUUCAGAAACGAAACAACUUCGACAGACAUCAUUGACUGAAAAGCAAAACACAAGUUUGAGAUCGCCAUGAACAAGUUUGAUAAGAAACCACAACCCGGAGACCUCAUUGAAAUCUUUCGAGGCAUUUAUCAGCACUGGGCUAUUUAUGUCGGAGAUGGUUAUGUGAUUCACCUGGUUCCACCCUCUGAAUAUGCUCAUGCCGGGGCCAACAGUAUGAUGUCUGUGCUACACGAAAGAGCCAAAGUGAAGAAGGAAAACCUUUAUGAAGUAGUUGGCGAUCAUGAUUACCGUAUCAACAACUUUCUGGAUGACAAAUAUGAGCCUCGUCCGAUUCAUGAGAUUCUGCAGGACGCCUACAGUGUUUUAGGACAAGAACGUUCGUAUAGUGUGUUCAGUGGGAACUGUGAGCACUUUGUUACCGAGCUGAGAUACGGAAAGGCUCACUCUCGACAGGUGCGAAAAGCAGUGGAGAUGGGUGUUGCUGCAGGAAUUAGCUUCGGAGUCCUUGCUUAUGCUGUUGUAAAGAUCUUUGGUUCAAACAACAAAGAGAAGCAAACACAAUGAACAGUGGAUAAUAAAGAGCUAUUGCUAUUGCUAAAGCUAUUGUUGAUGACUUUUUUUGAAAUAUAGUUUGGGGCAUUUUAUCUAAUUUAUUUUGUAUGUGUCGUUUGGUUUACCAUGUUUACAUUGUAAUCCCUGUAUCAUUAUAAAUAUUUCUAAAACCGUAUUGUUAAUAACACACCAUAAAAAAAGUCUGUUAAGAAUUUCUGUAUUUUGUGAAUCAUAAGCGUUUUCUGUUUAUUUAUGGUUGUAAAUUGCAUUAUGAGAUGUUGAUCUCUGCUCUGUCCACUUUUGACGAUGAAAAUUCAACUCUGCAGUUUAACAAAAUUAAUUUUCUUGACAUUUUAGUAUAGUUUGAAAUAAUAUGAUGUAUAAGAAAUGAUAUUUAGAGAAAUAAGUUUGUGAAAUAAUAGAAAAUAAACUGGCAGUUUAUUACGAGGGUUUAGUAGUAUAAAAUACAACAGCAACCCAGACAAUAUUUCACUUAAAACUAUUCAAAUUUUUUAACAAAAGUCAAACUUUUCAAUGUUAAAAGUUGCAAGAAAGGUCAAGCUCCCAUAAUGCAAUUCAAAAGCACAAACAAAUGGCAAAAAAUAAAAACAUGAACCACAUUAUAUGGAAAUGCUUGGCUCACAAACAUGUAUAAAUGUUCAUAAAUGUAAUGUAAAGCUGUUUACAAUGAAAUUAACUGUGUCUGACAUAAAUCUGAUAACAAAUAAAACUUGAUUUGUGGUGAUGCAGUC
Molecule: messenger RNA, 1307 nt
Organism: Danio rerio (zebrafish)
Lineage: Eukaryota; Metazoa; Chordata; Actinopteri; Cypriniformes; Danionidae
Gene: rarres3
Product: retinoic acid receptor responder 3
Source: RefSeq, marked validated